Molecule: messenger RNA, 4414 nt
Organism: Coregonus clupeaformis (lake whitefish)
Lineage: Eukaryota; Metazoa; Chordata; Actinopteri; Salmoniformes; Salmonidae
Product: disintegrin and metalloproteinase domain-containing protein 23
Exons: 26
Coding region: 227-2575 (782 amino acids)
Biological process (GO): proteolysis
Cellular component (GO): presynaptic membrane
Molecular function (GO): metalloendopeptidase activity
Source: RefSeq, a predicted model, not a curated record
UUGCGCGGAUGCAGCAUCAGGAGGAGUCUGCUCGUUGAUUUCGAGUGGCUGGCCACCGCCUUCCAUUCGUCCCCCCCCCGCCCGUUGCUGCAGGAGUCCUCUCCCCCACGGACUGGAUACAUGAAGAAUUUCCCGUAAACGACAUCUUCCCUGCAAUAAUGGGCCGCCAGCUAAUUACUGCGUUGACAUGUUGAUAUAAAGAUAUUUCAAAUAUCAAAUAUGAAUCAUGCAUUUGAUAUUUCUGGCAAAUUUGCUCGUGAGCAUCCUUGCGUCCUGGCUCCAUCCAUCCAUAGCGGCAAUUGGAGGAGAGAAUGAGGUGGUUGAGAGGGACGCAGUGUCAUUAUUGUUGGAGCGAGAGGCAACUGCAGCAACGGCCACAGACAACACAAGUCACCAUGCGGCUGAGCAUGUGAUCACCUAUCCCUCUCGGCUCAUCUACUACCUGAACGAGGACUCAGAGAGCACUUACCAUGACCUGGACACCCGGGUUAGGAACCAGGCCACAGAGGGUCGUGAUCAGGCGGUCCACCUUGCUCAAGCCAGUUUCCAGUUAGAGGCCUUUGGCUCCAGAUUUGUAUUGGACCUAACGUUAAACAAUGACUUGUUGUCAUCUGAUUAUGUGGAGAUCCACUAUGAAGAGGGUAAACCUGUACUAUCAAAGGGUGGUGAGCACUGUUACUACCACGGCCAGGUGAGGGGGGAAGAUGACUCUAAUGUGGCCUUGUCUACCUGCAAUGGGCUGCACGGAAUGUUUGAUGAUGGACUCUAUGUGUAUCUAAUUGAGCCUUUGCAACAGACUCACUCAAUUGAUACAGCUGCACGACCCCACUCACUGCGCAGGAGGCCCACCCUCCAGUGGAGCAAUGACCCAGAGGAACUGGUGGAGGAGGAGAGGCUGCUUUUGGAGCUGGAUGACAUGUCCUGGCUGAAGCGCAGGAAAAAGCGGGCUAUGCCUCGGAAUGUCUUUGAGGAGAUGAAGUAUUUGGAGAUUAUGAUCGUCAGUGACCACAAUAUGUAUAAACGACACAAGACCAAGCAGCACACCAGGAACUUUGCCAAGUCAGUGGUGAACUUUGUGGAUGCUAUCUUUAAGGAGCACCUGCACACACGUGUCGUUCUGGUUGCCGUGGAGAUAUGGACGGACAAGGACCAGAUUCCCAUCAGUGUGAAGCCGCUGGACAUGCUGAAAGAUUUCUCUAAGUACCGGGCGCAGAGCAUCAAGCAGCACGCUGACGCUGUGCACCUCUUCACCAAUGUGACCUUCCACUACCGCCGGAGCAGUGCAGCAUACUUCGGGGGCUUGUGCUCUGUGAGCCGUGGAGUAGGGGUCAACGAGUAUGGCAGCACGUGGACCAUGGCUUCGUCACUCUCCCAGAGCUUGGCACAGAACCUAGGCAUCCAGUGGGAUCCAGCUGCCAAGAGAAAGGAAUGUGGCUGCGCUGACUCCUGGGUGGGCUGCAUCAUGGAGGAUACUGGGGUCCAGCAUCCCCGGACCUUCUCCAAGUGCAGCAUCUCAGACUACAAGGAGUUCCUGCUGAAGGGCGGUGGAUCCUGUCUUUUUAACAGGCCAAACAAGCUGUUUGAAUCCACAGAGUGUGGGAAUGGAUACAUUGAAGUGGGAGAGGAGUGUGACUGCGGAGCUAGAUCCGAGUGCUACAAGGAAUGCUGUAAGAAGUGUUCCCUAGCUAAUGGUGCACAUUGUGCUGACGGACCUUGCUGCAACAACACUUGUCUGUUCUACCCGCGAGGUUAUAGUUGUCGCUAUGCGGUGAAUGACUGUGACAUCUCAGAGACAUGCUCAGGGGACUCUGGCCAGUGCCCUCCUAACCUUCACAAACAAGAUGGCUACCACUGUCAAGUCAACCAGGGACGCUGCUACGGUGGAGAGUGCAAGACCAGGGGGAACCAGUGCAAAUACCUCUGGGGUCCAAAGGCGGGAGGCUCUGAGAAGUUCUGCUAUGAGAAGCUCAAUACAGAGGGAACAGAGAAGGGAAACUGUGGGAUGGAUGGAGAGAAAUGGCUCCAGUGCAGCAAGCACGAUGUGUUCUGUGGGUUCCUGCUGUGCAGCAACAUUGGACGCAACCCCCGCAUCGGCAUGAUGAAGGGAGACAUCACCCCCACCUCCUUCAACCAUCAGGGCAGGCUGGUGGACUGCAGUGGUGGCCAUGUUCUUUUGGAUGAUGAGACUGACUUAGGCUACGUGGAGGACGGGACGCCCUGUGGGCCGUCCAUGAUGUGCCUUGACCGCAAGUGUCUGCCCAUCCAGUCCCUCAACAUGAGCGCCUGCCCCAGCGGGCCCAACAGCCAAGUGUGCUCAGCCCACGGGGUGUGUAACAAUGAGGCGACGUGCACCUGUGACACCACAUGGGCGGGGACAGACUGCAGCAUGCCUGACCCCCCCAAGGAGCCUGCACCCUCAGAAGAUGAAGGACCCAAGGGUCCUAGUGCCACCAAUCUUAUAAUAGGUUCCAUCGCCGGAGCCAUCCUGGUGGCUGCCAUAGUGCUGGGGGGGACUGGAUGGGGCUUUAAAAAUGUGAAGAAGCGACGGUACGACCCCAACGCCAGUGCCAUAUAAGGCCGGAGGAGAGGUCGAAGGGCACAGAGGGAUCCUCUGGACUGCACUUACAGCUGCUGAUUUUUGGCAUUAGAUUUACUUGAAAAGGAAAUAGAGGACAAUUUAACAAAUUCCAUCUUAGUCAUGUAGAAAUGCAGCCUUCUUCAACCCCAUCCACCUAACAACCCCAUCCUGAUCUCUAGAGCCACAGAACUCCGCUCUUUUUCCUUUCAUCGUUAGUGCCAGUGCACAGGCGUUCAGGCGGAACUCACACCAUUAUAUUCUCUCACCAGGCAUGAUUUCCCGCACAGAGUGUGCAGCUCGCUGGCUCUGGCAUGAGGAGCCCUCGCUAAUGGACUCUGCAUGGCUACCAAAGCUAUGAACAACACACAGCAAAAAAAGAGAGAAGUCACUACUGAAUCGUCAAAUGGAGGAGAUAGCCUCAUUAAAAAACAAACCCGGUGGUACCCUGAAACGGCCCCUCCUUAGGUCACCACUAGGAGAGGAGGAAGGCUGCAUGUUAGUACCCAAAUGGGAAAUGCAGACCACAUUCAAUAAAUGGAAGUAUAUAUCGGGCAACAUUGUACAUAAAAGAAGAGAAAAAGUUCAGAUUCUGAAAUAUAACAUAUCAUUUUACACUGACACACUCUGCUUCUGUUUUAUCUUUAAGCAUGUUGUAUAGCGGGUGUUUUUGGCAAUGUUGAUAUAAAACAGUAACGCAAUUAUGAUUUGGGCCAAAAUGCUAUGGAUAACCAGACAAUGUCAUAAUCUGUCUAUUAGGUGUUACCACACGCUACAUUCUGUAUUUAUCCAAUAUAGAGGUCAAGGGUCAGGUUCAGUAUAAACAGGACAGAGCAGAGGUCAGAUUUAGGGGUCUACAUGUGUCUUCUCUAGAGGUCAGGGCACAGCGAUGAUGACAGAAAGAUAGAUCACAGAUUAUCCAGUCUAUGAAUGACGUCAUGGGGUUUCUUAAGUACUUCCAGUAGUGACUCAAAAGCCAAAGAAUCAAUCACGUGGAAUGUUUGGAUGUUGUCGCACACAGAGCACUUUCCCCUUUGUCUGCAAUCUGUGUGCCUCUCUCUCCCAGUGCUGCAGACAGGCACGCAGUGUGUCCCUGCAGAUUAGUCCCACCUGUGUUAUCAGGUGGUGUCACUAUUUAACAGUCCUCAUCAACACCCACUAUACUGGCUGGCAUGGCGCUCUCCAUAAACUCUUACUAGAAAUCAAGUUCAGCUCUACUGGUACACUGCAUGCAUUCACACUAUAGUGGGCUUAUAAUUCUAUAAGGGAGUCCCAAAAUCCGCAAGCUAAAAUAUGCUACAAAAGAUAGGUGCAUGUCAACAAACAAAACAUUUAACUUUUAUUUCUAUGCAAAGAAAGAUAUUGCACAAACUUAUGGGUUAUUAAAUGUAAUAAUGAUAUCAGUAUAAACAUGGAACAAAAACCUUUGCGAAUCAGCCAACCUUUUAUAUUCGGCCACUCCCACAUCUUGUUUCAUUUAGCUUCAAAGUACUGAAAUAAAGAAUGGAAAAGCAUAAUUGAAUUCAUAUGUCCAAGUGAAAAGCGAAAGAACAUCCUUUUACAUUUGUGGAAUCGAAGAACAUAUUAUUUUUGUGUGUUUUUCAACCAAUCUAAGAUGACAUUUCUCUAAUCUGACAUACUGUAUGUGCCGAGGCCUCAACAGGUUACUUUUCCAGGACUUUAGUUUCCAGCCCAGCUGACAGACAGACAGCUGGUGUGUUACAGGUGCUGCCAUAGCACUGGCAUUGUGUAAACCUCCAUGUUAGUCAUCAUCUCGUGUCCCUAUCAACACUGCAUCAUGUACAGUUGGACCGACGAAUAAACUACUGAAGUAUUUUA